CCCAGAUAAUUAUGGUGUCUUAUGCUACCCCUAUCAUUUAGAUGCCCCCUCUGGAAGUUCCCCCCCCCCUAAUUUUUCAACAGCCUGUUCAAGGAACAGCCUUGACACAGAGCCCCAGUGAGUUGGUCAGUGGUUAUUCUUAGCCAUUCUCAUACUGGAUGACUGUGAGUGAGCACUGCAUUAAAGUUUGUUAGCCAACCGUAUACUCACUGGACGUUCUGUGUCAUCUAUUUGCAGGAACAUUUAAUGAACACUCCGUGGUAACUCUAUCGAGCCAACCGGGGGUGCAACAUUUGGCGACCACGAAGGGACAGGUGUUUUUGUGUCCACUUCAAUGUGGAGAUGAAUGACAGCGCCUGUCCAGUGACCAUGAACCAGAGCCGUACCAUGCAGCUGUAGUCAGUAGUUGAGACGAGAACAACCCAGUACUAAACGAGGUUAGCUGGAGCACGGGUGCAGACAAACACCAUUAGAGGGACAAGAGGAGCGUCGUAGCGUCCAUAUUCGCCCUACAAGAUGGCCGAGUCAGCUCAGGAUGUGUGCCAGCGCCUAAUAGAGCAGGUCAGUCGACUCUCACUACUACAGCUACAGGAGGUAUGCAAACACCUCGACCUACCAGGAUACCAGGAGGUGGAAUGCCCCAAAGCCCUUAGAAGGAAGGUGAGCCGCAACCUACUGCGUGAGGAGCUUGAAGAGAAAGAAGAUGAGGGGCUUUCCCUCUACACAGACCUGCGAGACUUCCUCAAACAGAUCGUAGUUGCAGAGAAUCUACCAGCUGCGGACCCGAAACCUGAGCAGAAGCCAUCGACAACCCCAAAGCUGGAUACCACUCCAGCCAGCUUGAUGACCUUGACCCGCAGGGAAUUCAAAAUAUCGGGACAGAUUGGCGAGCCGGGACAGCGAGACCGCCUGUCCUUCUCCAGCCUCGCCCAUCAAAUAGAGAGUGGCCGUGCCAAAGGUCACAAGGAACGGGAGAUUGUGGAAGCCGUGAUCCGUGCAGUGGUCCCAGGUUCAGCACUACGCAGCUAUCUAGAGGGCAGAGCGGGACUGACGUUGCCCGUACUUCGUCACAUCCUAAGAGCACACUACCAAGAGAAAGACGCGACAGAGUUAUACCAUCGAUUGUCGAGACUGGCUCAAGACAGCAAGGAGUCUGCCCAAAGUUUUCUGGUGCGAGCCCUGGAUCUGAAGCAAAAGGUUAUUUUUGCUUCUCAGGAGAGCGGCUCUGGCCUAAAGUACGAUCCUACCCUAGUCCAGAACAUGUUUCUGCACGCACUCCUCACUGGUUUUAGAAGUGAAUCUGUGAAGAAUGAGCUUCGCUCCCUCCUACAAGAUCCCAGUACCACAGAUGAGCUACUUUUCGAGAAAGUUAACACGGCAGCAAGCCAUGAGAUGGAGCGACAAGAGAAGUUGCACUCCAAGUCAGUUUCUGUCCAUGAAGUGCAGCAGUAUGAGUCAAGCCAGGAAGCAGUGAAAAGGAAACCGAAGGAGGGCACCCUCAUGACCGAUAUUGCGGAGCUCAAAGCUGGAAUCAUGGAAAUUGCGACCAUGAGAAAGCAGCUGGACAGCCUUCAGGAGUCACUGACUACACCAGCCAACCAAAACCACCAGCUACGACGACCGUCAUCCGGCCGCCCGCUGAAGAGGGGAUGUCGACACUGCCAGCAGAAUGGCAAUGGCGAUACUUGCGACCAUUGUUUCAAAUGUGGCUCAAGUGAACACUACGCCCGAGGUUGCCGCACUAGGAGUUCUCAGUCGGGAAACGAGCAAGGGUUGCUGCCACGGGACGGGCAGUAACCAGUGAUGUCAAAUUC
Molecule: messenger RNA, 1814 nt
Organism: Patiria miniata (bat star)
Lineage: Eukaryota; Metazoa; Echinodermata; Asteroidea; Valvatida; Asterinidae
Exons: 2
Coding region: 517-1797 (426 amino acids)
Molecular function (GO): zinc ion binding; nucleic acid binding
Source: RefSeq, a predicted model, not a curated record